This is a messenger RNA of Nycticebus coucang (slow loris), 4806 nucleotides long. RefSeq names its product hippocalcin like 4 (gene HPCAL4). The record is from RefSeq and is a predicted model, not a curated record. Gene Ontology annotation, molecular function: calcium ion binding. NCBI's taxonomy places the organism in Eukaryota, Metazoa, Chordata, Mammalia, Primates, Lorisidae. The transcript has 5 exons. The coding region runs from base 374 to 949 and encodes 191 amino acids.
CUAGCCGGGUCUCUCUAGCUUCCCUAUCCCCACCUGAAACCCCGCCUGCCACUCCGCUCCAGAAGAGCCAAUAGACAUCUAAUCUGCUCGGGAUGGGGCGGGGCUUAUGCAAAUCGUGUCGCCCUCGAGAGGCACAUAGUGAUACAGACCUGGGAGGCGGCUCCGGCGCGGACCCUGGAGAGCCCAGCCCACGAGCCAGCCUCGAUCCCCGCGGCCCGCCGAGGCUCAGAGCCAUCCAGCGAUUCGGCGAGUGGCCUCAGGCGGCAGCAUCUGGAGGGCCUGCCCCUGGACAGGGGACCACCGCCUCAGUCUAGGCCCCAUCCGGCCAGGGAAAGAGAAGAGCUGCCUCCUUACCCCCAGCUCAGGCCCCGCCAUGGGGAAGACCAACAGCAAGCUGGCCCCCGAGGUGCUGGAGGACCUGGUUCAGAACACGGAGUUCAGCGAGCAGGAGCUGAAGCACUGGUACAAGGGCUUCCUGAAGGACUGCCCCAGCGGCAUCCUCAACCUCGAGGAGUUCCAGCAGCUGUACAUCAAGUUCUUCCCCUACGGCGACGCCUCCAAGUUCGCGCAGCACGCCUUCCGCACCUUCGACAAGAACGGCGACGGCACCAUAGACUUCCGAGAGUUCAUCUGCGCCCUUUCGGUCACCUCCCGCGGCAGCUUCGAGCAGAAACUCAACUGGGCCUUUGAGAUGUACGAUCUGGACGGCGACGGCCGCAUCACGCGUCUGGAGAUGCUGGAAAUCAUCGAGGCUAUCUACAAGAUGGUGGGCACUGUGAUCAUGAUGCGUAUGAACCAGGAUGGGCUCACACCCCAGCAGCGUGUGGACAAGAUCUUCAAGAAGAUGGACCAGGAUAAGGAUGACCAGAUUACGCUGGAGGAGUUCAAGGAGGCAGCCAAGAGUGACCCAUCCAUUGUGUUGCUGCUGCAGUGUGACAUGCAGAAGUAGAGGCUGGUGAGAGGCAUGGCCCCUGGGCAGGAUGGGCAUGGCCACCUCUCAACCUGAUGACCUCUCUGGCUGACCUUGCCCAGGGGACAGGCACUCCAGCCUCAGUCUCUGGUGUACCUACUCCUCUGCCUAAGCCCUUCCUCCUGUCAGUCAAGAUCCUUGGGGGACCACCUUACCCUGCAAGAGAGGCAGGUCCUCUGAUAUCCUGUCGUUUAGCCCCAACCCCAGUCUUGGUCCAGAAUCAACAUCCAUUGGGCAGGGGGGAGUUGGCUUUUGCCCUAAGAGGCAGGGUUAAGGAGGAGGACUGGGGUCCUGCUUUGAAAUUCUGUUGUUCCUGGGGACAUGAUUUAUGGCAUGUGGUCCCACAGGCCCAUCAUGAGGCCAGAUGGAGUCUGUCCUUUCUAGAGGACCCAGAUCCUUUAAAGGUGGUCUCUGUCCUGUCCCCUCUCGACUCUACUUGGUCCCUCUGGCCCCAGCCUUUGGAACAUUCAUCGUCCUUUUUUCAGCUAAUGUUUAUUGAGCACUUGUUCAAUGCCAGGCAUCUCUAAGUGCCAAGGAUAUGGGAGUUUACAAGACACAGUCCAUGCCCAUUGAAAGCACAUAGGGUAGUGAGCCAGACUUCCAGUGGUCAGGGUCCCAGGCUGGGAUGUCAAGCAUAGCUGAGCAGACAGAGGGUGCUGUGAGGGCUGCUUAGUUUGGGAGGAGCUAUUGCAUCUUCCAGCUGAGCUCCACACAAGGCUGCAGAAGGAUGAAAUGAGAAGCAUUUGGAUAUUUCAGAGCCAUGUGAGUGGAAGUCUUAAGAAAAAUAGAAUUUAUGUAAUACUUAUUUUUUUAGAACCUUUGGAAAGAGCUAAAGUCAUCUUAUCAGUUUAGGAUGUUAAAAUGUACUUUAUAUUACUUGUUUUCUUAUAAAAUGAUCAAAUGAGUAGAGAAAAAUGCUAAUUAUCAGGGGAAAAGAGUUGAGACCAAAAGAGGGUAAAUACCCAUCAAACUUACCAGAUAACAAGUUUUCUUAUUAGGCUAAGUCACCAUCAGCAGGGGUUUGUUUGUUUGUUUGUUUGUUUUUUUGCUGCUUUUGCUGCUUCCUUUUUUCAAUUCAACAAGCAACUCUGUUGCACGCUUACUCUGGUUGGGUUGUGACUUCAGAGACAAAAAAUAAGAUUUGCCAAGGGUGAGACAAGUGUAUGUCCCACAUCUUGAUAGUUCAUUUCUAGAUUUGGUGUAGUUUCAGGGAUGAGUAUGUUCUUUCAUUGGUACCAAAGCAGAAGGAGAUGGAAGAAAAGCACCUCCCAGCCACUGUGUAGGCACCCAGGCUACAUUUAUGGACCAAAUGCCUAAAACUGUGUUAGACAUGCUCCAUUUGAAAGGUUUUUUCUAACUCUAGAUCCUAGACCAGCCAGGUAACUCAUCAUCUCCCAAGUGCACUGGCUCUGUUUUCCAAUGCCUGUGUUCCAAUUUUGGAUCCGUGAGCUAUACAGCUGCAUGCUUUGACUGCCAGAAAAAUCAAUCUUGCUUCUUCAUCAAGUCUUUUGCUACUUUCGCCUGUACUUGUGAUCAGAAAUGAGCUUUGACGUGCAGUGAUGGUUGAUUUCCUCUUGAACUGCUGGUGAAAACAGGCUGGGGUAAGAGAAAGGAAUGAUUGCUGAGCCCAAGGUGGGGGAAUUGCAUCUGCAAGAAAGAGAUGCAGCAUGCCCCUCAUUUCUGGGGGCUCACCUGUCCUGCCUCUCUAGGUGGAAACUUUUGGGGAUCCUGACCUUUAGUCUCAAGCUCUAUUGGGCCCUUAGAGGUAGCAAGCCCUCUGAGUUGCCACUCUUUUUCUAUCCUCCUGCUAUGACCAGCCAUGUGACAGGCUGGGGAAUUCACAUCACAUUCCAGUAACUAGGAGAUAUUUAUCCAAUAUUGCCUCAAAAGAUGUCCCAUUGCUCUCAGGGGUAGAUAAUAGCUAUCUUGUGCUGUUGGUCAGCACCAUAGACACACAUAUGCUCAACAACCUGGCUCAGCUGGGACCCGAAUCUUCCAGUGGAAGGCUUUUCACUAAGUUCCUUCCCCCUAGAUGUUCUAUCUAUCUAACUCACAAUCCCACAGAAUUUCAUGGCUUUCAAAGGCUUGCCAUUUACCCCAUCUUAUUUGAUCCUCUAACCCAAGGAGGUAGAGAUUUUCAUUGUUUUUCUCCAGACUUGGAGGCUAAGGUUCAGAGGUGGGGAAACUUGUGCAAGAGCACAAUGCCAAGACUUGAACCCAAGGCUCUAAGGGGAUUUCUUCCCUCCAGAGUCUCUUCCCUGCCCAUUUCAGUUGUGUAGAGGCUGACUGUGGGGCAAACUAAGUUGAUUUUCAUCUUUUAUAAGCUUCUUGCUAACAUGUUUUUGAAGUUGUGGUCUUCCAAAAAGGAAUAGGAACUCGGUUGGAGUCCUCUAUUUCCAAGGAUCCUAUUUUCUGCUUCUGGGUGGCUCUGCUAACAGAAUAAUGCUAUCUUGGGAGGCCUCUGAGUCAGAAGCCUGGAAGCAUCCUGCAUUGUUUUCGCCACCAUUUUCCUCCCUGAGAGAACUAUUUUUGUUUUUCCCAAGCUGACAAGCAAGUCCUACCCAGGAGGGUAUGUUUGAUUGCUCUGAAGUUCUGGACACAUAUUCAUGGGUGAUAUUUUCUGCUCAGACACAGUAUUCUUAGAUAGCCCAGCAGUGUGAAAACAAUGCCAGUCCAGGAACUGGGACCACCAUUUUGUUGAUGGGAGAAGCCACAGGCAGGCCAAGCCUUGCUCCCACAUGCUCCUGACUGUCCUAGGGACUGUGUGCCUAGGAGUCUUUGUGGUAGAGCAACUGGCCCUGCCUUGAGAAGAAAGGCAGGCCUCCCAUCCCUACCCUAGCUGAGAGGGAUUUGCCAAAAACACAAGGUUAAAAGGGAUUUAUAUAUGACUUGCACAGAAACAAAAAUAUGCAGACAAUGAAAACAUUGACAUCCUCAAACUCCCCUUUGAAAUUUUAUAUCUCCUUACAACCUCUCUGUGAAUUGCAAAGUCCCAGAAUCUGCCUUCUUACAUAUUCUGCCCUCAUUCAUCCUUUUGGGCUAGUUGAUGAGCUCUUUAUAUCUUAUGCUAAAAAUCAUUGCCACUGUAGUCCUUUGAGCUCUAGUCAGGGUUAUUUAACUGAUCUUUAAAUUAAAAGCUAAGAAAAAGCAAGUUCAUAAGCAAAGGUACUAAAUCUUUUCGUUUCCUGACCACAAUGGCAGUCCAUAGAGGUACCAAUUCAUCCUGCUUGGGGCAGGGUGGGGGAUAAGUGGGGAGAAAAAAAAGAAAGAGAAUAAAAGAAGAAGCUGAGGUUUCUAGGCAGGGUAGUAAGCUGACACUGUAAAUAUUUUUACACAAAAAUUUAUUAAAGCAACAAAUACUUCCUGAAGACCCACCCUGGGUGAGGCUUUGUGCUGACUUUAGAGAUCACUUUGGGGGCAAGAAUGCAUUUCCUACAUAUUUAUUCAUCAUUCUUGAAAAAGUAAUUCAAAUCCUGCAAUUUAAGUUUCAGAAAUAUGUGGAAUUUUCUUUCUGAAAUUUUCAGGAUUUUCUUUUUGCCUUUGCCAGUUUCGGGGGCAGGACUGGGCCUCCCAGAGUGUAUAAACCUUCCUGCUUGGUGCAGGCUGGGCAAGCCCAAGGCCUUCUAAGCAGCAGGGAUGAAGAGGCCUGGGGAAGCAGGAGGGCUGAUGGCAGGGGAGAGAGGCCUACCACCUCUCCAUGGGUGCUCCAGUGUAGCCCGUGUCCCCUCCAGAUGUGCUGCUUCUGACAGUGCCCACAGUGACUGUCCUCACUGGCCAAUCCUGUGCUGUGUGGUGUGUUUUUUCCUCAGUGACAAUGAAUAAAAGGUGUGACUGUG